Malus domestica (apple) is the source of this 942-nucleotide messenger RNA. The record is from RefSeq and is a predicted model, not a curated record. Lineage: Eukaryota; Viridiplantae; Streptophyta; Magnoliopsida; Rosales; Rosaceae.
AUGCUCGCUCAGCAACUCAAAACUGCCGCACCGAAAAACCCAAAACCCAGUUUUCUAAUUCCGUGUCGGAGCUUCACCACCUCACCUUCUCAUCCCUCUCAAGACUCUCACUUGGCGAACCUGAUUCUCAAAUCCUACCCGCAAACCCUAACCCAGAUUCUUCACAGCCCCCAAAUCGAUUGGACUUCCGAUUUGGUCGACAAAACCCUGAAGAGGCUCUGGAAUCAUGGACCCAAAGCCCUCCAGUUCUUCAGAAUACUCGACCACCAUCCGAACUACACACACUCUUGCUCCUCCUUCGACCACGCCGUCGAUAUUGCCGGCCGCCUGCGCGACUACAAGUCCCUCUGGACCCUCGUGGCCCGAAUGAGGGCCCGCAGGCUCGGCCCUGGGCCGAGGACUUUCGCUAUCAUCACGGAGAGGUAUGUGGCUGCUGGUAAGCCUGAUAGAGCCGUUAAGGUGUUCCUGUCAAUGCAUGAACAUGGUUGUCCUCAGGAUUUGAAUUCGUUUAAUACAAUUCUUGAUGUGCUUUGUAAAGCUAAGCGUGUCGAAAAGGCGUAUAAUUUGUUUAAGGUGUUUAGGGGCAGGUUUAAGGCCGAUUGUGUUAGUUACAAUAUAAUUGCGAACGGGUGGUGUUUGAUUAAGCGAACCCCGAAAGCUUUGGAGCUUUUGGGGGAGAUGGUGGAGAGGGGAUUGGACCCGAGUUUAACGACGUUUAACAUAAUGCUUAAAGGAUAUUUUAGAGCUGGUCAGAUUAAGGAAGCUUGGGAGUUCUUUUUGCAAAUGAAGAAGAGGAAGGUUUUGAUGAGAUGGUUGGGAAGCUACUACUGCUCCAAAGGGGUUUCUGUUCCUGUUGAAGUUUCAACACUUGAUGUUCUCUUAUCGCCAUGUGUUGAAGAUCUACUGUUUGGAGGAUCAGGUGGGCAUUCUGGUGCACUAUGA